Aphis gossypii (cotton aphid) is the source of this 2735-nucleotide messenger RNA. Its product is annotated as AP-2 complex subunit mu. The record is from RefSeq and is a predicted model, not a curated record. The coding region runs from base 160 to 1470 and encodes 436 amino acids. The transcript has a single exon. Gene Ontology annotation, cellular component: cytoplasmic vesicle; AP-2 adaptor complex. NCBI's taxonomy places the organism in Eukaryota, Metazoa, Arthropoda, Insecta, Hemiptera, Aphididae. Gene Ontology annotation, biological process: clathrin-dependent endocytosis; intracellular protein transport. Gene Ontology annotation, molecular function: clathrin-cargo adaptor activity.
ACCACUGCCUGUAGUCCGUCACUCGUCAGUUUGUCGCUCGUCGGCCGUCGCGCGCGUACGGCUUUAUUUAAUUUAACAAUUUUUUAGUGUUUACUUUUUCAAUAACAUUUUUACGAUUGUACUCGAUCGACCGGAGACGAGACAGCCGCAGACAUCGCCAUGAUCGGCGGUCUGUUCAUGUACAACCACAAGGGCGAAGUGCUGAUAUCGCGGGUGUACCGCGAUGACAUCGGCCGCAACGCCGUGGACGCGUUCCGCGUGAACGUCAUACACGCGCGCCAGCAGGUCCGCUCGCCGGUCACCAACAUCGCGCGCACUUCGUUCUUUCACAUCCGCCGGGCCAACAUUUGGCUGGCCGCCGUCACCAAGCAAAACGUCAACGGUGCCAUGGUAUUCGAGUUUCUCAUACGGUUCACGCAAGUCAUGCAGUCGUACUUCGGCAAGAUCAACGAGGAGAACAUCAAAAACAACUUCGUGCUCAUCUACGAGCUACUCGACGAGAUACUCGACUUUGGGUAUCCGCAGAACUGCGACACGGGCGUACUCAAGACGUUCAUCACGCAGAUGGGCGUCAAGUCGCAGAGCAAGGAGGAGCAGAUGCAGAUCACGUCCCAGGUCACCGGCCAGAUCGGCUGGCGUCGCGAAGGCAUAAAGUAUCGCCGCAACGAGCUGUUCCUCGACGUGCUGGAGUACGUCAACUUGCUCAUGUCGCCCCAGGGACAGGUGUUGUCUGCACACGUCGCCGGUCGCAUUCUCAUGAAGUCCUACCUGAGCGGCAUGCCCGAAUGCAAGUUUGGCAUCAACGACAAGAUUGUUAUGGAAUCCAAGGGCACUAAGAUCCUUGACGACUCGGGCUCGAGGACGGCUUCUGGCAAGCCGGUUGUCGUGAUUGACGAUUGUCAAUUUCAUCAGUGCGUAAAACUUUCAAAAUUUGAAACCGAACAUUCCAUAAGCUUCAUUCCUCCCGAUGGUGAAUUUGAAUUGAUGCGUUACCGUACUACCAAAGAUAUAUCAUUGCCAUUUAGGGUUAUACCGUUAGUGAGAGAAGUAGGCCGUACUCGCAUGGAAGUUAAAGCCGUAUUGAAGUCUAAUUUCAAACCCUCCUUGUUAGGACAAAAAAUUGAAGUAAAGAUUCCUACUCCAUUGAACACAGCUGGUGUUCAAUUGCUAUGUCUUAAAGGAAAAGCCAAAUACAAGGCUUCAGAUAAUGCAAUCGUGUGGAAAAUUAAAAGAAUGGCAGGUAUGAAAGAAACGCAAUUAUCGGCUGAAAUUGAUCUUUUAGAGACUGACACUAAGAAAAAAUGGACUAGACCACCAAUUUCAAUGAAUUUUGAGGUACCUUUUGCUCCUUCUGGUUUCAAAGUUAGAUAUUUAAAAGUAUUUGAGCCAAAGUUGAACUAUUCUGAUCACGAUGUUGUUAAAUGGGUUCGUUAUAUUGGGCGAAGUGGAUUAUAUGAAACUAGAUGUUAAACAAAUAAAACUGCUAUACUUAAUUUAAUCAUUCACCCUAUAUUCUGUUCCAAAAAUGUUUACAUGUUUAUUAAUAUAAAAUAUAAUAUUUAUUGUAUCAUAUUAGGUAUCAUAUUUUUAAUUUAUAAUCCAUUCAGUAUAUAUUAUAUGAUUAAAUACAUGAAUUUUUGUUAUUUAGGCUAGUCAUUUAUGUGAAUUAUAAUUUGUAAGUAAUAUUUACAUUUAAAAAUUUUAAAAUAUUGGCCAAUAUGAUUUUUAUUAUUACUAUUAUUACGUAUAGUUAAUUUAUAAUUUUAUAUUAUUUUUUUUUCUACUUUUUUUGAUCUGCAUUAUAUUUUUUCAGGUACCUAUUUAUUAUUUGUAACACUGAAUUUUAGAGAUAAGUUUAAAUGCAUAGGUAUAAUUUAGAUGAAUAUAAAUUACAGUAGUCACUUGAUAAUAUGAAAUUCGGGGAAUCGAAUUAAAAAUUUGGUUUAUAGAGGUUUUCGAUUUACUGAGUGUUUGAAUAAUCGAGGGAAAAAAAUUAAUUUGAAUUAAAGAGAGGUAAGAAAUUGUAUGUAUGUAUGUAUGUAUUACAUUUAUUUACUAUACGUAAAAUUAUAUUUUACAUUUAUUAAUUGAAAUUUAUUUAUUAUAUUAUUAUAAUUUACCUGCAUAUUAAAGAAAUCUGUUAAUUUUUUUUUUUUGUGAUAAAUCACUGGCCACAAUAGGCCAAUUGGAGAGGUUUAUUUUGGUAAAAUGAUACAAUUAAGGUUUAGAUUAGGUAGGUGAAGUAUGAUAAUAUUUAACCACCGUUGUUAUUAGUUUCAUUGUCAGUAUGUCAAGUAGAUAGUGCAUAAUUUUUAUACAUAUGAACUUACAUACUAUAAUCACGUUUAGGGAAAUUCAAAUUAUAGAGGUUCGUGGAAAAAAAUUUGAAUUGUAGAGUGUGUCUCAUCAACAGAUAUUUCAAAUUAUCAAGGGGACCGAAAUAUAUGUAUACUAUUUUCUUCUAAUUACAGAGGUUUUCUCGCGGGACUUAGCGUUUUGUUUGAUUUAUGGAGUUUUUCGAAUUAUUGAGUGACUACUGUAAUAAAAUAAUUUAAAUGUAACAGACAACAGUUGAUUCAUUAUUAUAACGUAAUAAUAUUGCCAUACUGGCGUAUAAUACUAUAAUAUAAAUAUAAAUAAAUAAAUAUUGAUUUUAUUCAGGUAAAUAUAAUAUGUUUUUUUGUGAUCUAUUAUAAUAUAAUAUUAUACAAUUAAUAAAUUUUGUGUUAUUAUUG